CGUAGGAAGGUAGUUGAAGGGUGGACACAGCGCGGUGUCAUUCGGCCUUCGCAAAGAUGCGGCGCGUCGAUGAGCUGCUGAAUACUGGGCAGGGCUUCGACGGGCUUGCUCGGAGAGCGAAGGCGCAAAUCGCGGAGAACGGGAACCACGCGGCAGUUUGUGGAUAAGAUGUUGUUCCUUUUUCCAGGUGCCACGCGGCAUGGAACGCGUGGAACGUCCCAACUGGCAUCCUUCUUGCCGGAGCUACAGCAAGGCGUCCUUUCUCGGGCACGGAGCAGCUUCAGUGAGGCCAAGGCAGCCGCCGAAAAGGCAGCCAUCAUCCAGGAUCAGGUAGAACAAGCACAAGAAGCAGCAGAGGAGGCGGAGGAAGAGGCCGAAGCCGCCGAAGAAGCGGAGCUCAUCGUGGUGGGCAUCGCCACUGUCUUCGCCGGGGUGGCCUGGUACACGACCUAUUUGACUUGGCAGAUGUACCAAAGGUGGCUCAACAUGAAGAAGCGCACCGCGCUCUGCGUGGGGGCUGCACGCGCGGCCAACGCCGUCAGUGAGCGGUAAGCUCGGCUCGCAGACGCGCCGCUUUGGUGGCCGCCCGCAGUACGCGCCCAUACCCCAGAAAUAAAUCCAUGC
Durusdinium trenchii is the source of this 624-nucleotide messenger RNA. Lineage: Eukaryota; Dinophyceae; Suessiales; Symbiodiniaceae. The record is from the annotation of a GenBank genome assembly.